This is a messenger RNA of Phytophthora nicotianae INRA-310, 2325 nucleotides long. RefSeq lists its product as hypothetical. Gene Ontology annotation, biological process: proteolysis. The record is from RefSeq and is a predicted model, not a curated record. Lineage: Eukaryota; Oomycota; Peronosporomycetes; Peronosporales; Peronosporaceae. Gene Ontology annotation, molecular function: aspartic-type endopeptidase activity. The coding region runs from base 189 to 2243 and encodes 684 amino acids. The transcript is spliced from 3 exons.
GAGGACGUCGUUUCAUUCCUAAACCUGGGAUAACCUGCCACGUGCCGAACACUCUCCCAUCCGAUCGGCAGUUCUCUUCCUCAGACCCUGCAUUCCUCGUCGGCCAGCUCAAUAGGGUACUUGUCAGUGUCCUCCACCCUCCAUAGUGCAGUAUUCACGUCAGCGAGAGACUCGGUACUUAAUUCAGAAUGGUGCGCGUAAUUGCGGGCUUCUCGGCGCUUUUGGCCGCCGUCUCGAUGCUGGCAGAGGCCGAGCAAGUGGCUGGCAUGACUAUGGAGCUGCACCGCCUACCCAAGCAUGACAUCCACCCGGAGAGAUACAUGAGACGCCUGAACAGCGAGGAAGAUGCGCCGGAACUCGUGCCACUGCACCUGGGACUCGGCACACACUACACGUGGGUGUAUGCAGGCACGCCGCCUCAGCGGGCGUCAGUGAUCGCAGAUACUGGCAGUGCAUUGAUGGCCUUCCCGUGCUCGGGCUGUGACGGAUGUGGCCACCACACGGACCAGCCUUUCAUGGCCGCUAACUCGUCCACGUUGGUUCAUGUAACUUGUGCGCAAAAGUCAUUCUUCCAGUGCAAGGAGUGCAAGGUACAGUCGGACACAUGCGGCAUUUCCCAGUCCUACAUGGAAGGAAGCAGCUGGAAGGCAUCAGUAGUCGAAGACAUCGUGUACUUGGGAGGAGAAUCGAGCUUCAACGACGAGGAAAUGCGCAACCAAUAUGGAACACACUUCCAGUUCGGCUGCCAGAAUUCUGAGACGGGAUUAUUCGUCACGCAAGUGGCCGAUGGCAUCAUGGGGUUGUCCAACACGGAGAACCACAUCAUUGCCAAGUUACACCGUGAGAACAAAAUCUCGAGCAAUCUGUUCUCGCUCUGCUUUACAGAGAAUGGUGGCACCAUGUCAGUUGGGCAGCCGCACAAAGCUGCUCAUCGGAGCGAAAUCUCGUACGUGAAAGUGAUCGCAGACCGCUCUGCUGGCCAUUUCUACAAUGUGCACAUGAAAGACAUUCGCAUUGGUGGCAAAUCCAUUAACGCCAAGGAGGAAGCAUACACACGUGGCCACUACAUUGUGGACAGUGGAACAACCGACUCAUAUCUCCCACGAGCUCUGAAGACGGAGUUUUUGAACAUGUUUAAGGAAGUUGCGGGUCGUGAUUACCAAGUGGGCAAUUCGUGUAAGGGUUUUACGAACAAGGACUUGGCGUCGCUGCCCACGAUCCAGCUGGUAAUGGAAGCUUAUGGAGACGAAAAUGCCGAAGUGAUUCUGGACGUGCCACCGGAGCAGUACUUGCUUGAGUCUAAUGGCGCUUACUGUGGUGGCAUUUAUCUGUCGGAGAACUCUGGUGGUGUCAUCGGAGCCAACCUAAUGAUGAACCGUGACGUGAUCUUUGAUCUUGGCAACCAGCGCGUAGGCUUCGUGGAUGCUGAUUGUGCCUACCAGGGAGCCGCAAACGCGACUGCGCCUCCGUCGAUCCACAAGGGUGGCACAACUACAACGACGUCUACUACGAAUGCUACAGUGCCAAAUGUUACACCGGGAGUUGCGAGCACUGCGGCACCAACUGCUGCUCCUACAUCAGCGGCCACAGCAGCCACUGUAGUGUCGACUCCCAAGCCUACUUUUGCUGCAGUUACCCCCCAGCCGCCUGCGUCAACACUGGAGUCGACAACGAAGCCUGAAUCCGCUACUGCGACGCCUGUACCUGUUGCUACGGCGCCUUCGGUGCCUGCAGUGACAGCUGUAAGAGCAAUUAACUCCUCAACGUUGGACACGGCUUCAAGUGCUGCUGACCAGAACAUCCAGCCAUUAUCAGAGGAAAUCACACCAACGACUCAGCCUUCGUCUUCUGCUGCUACGGGAGAUGAUAAGCCGAAGGAGAAGUCGUCAGGCACUCACCCGAUGGUGCUCACGAUCGUGGGUGCUGUACUGGUGGUAGGCUUCCUGUUGAUGAUGUUGAUUUCAGUAAGUCGACGGAGACAAAAGGACGGCAAGGAGCAGCUCUGGAGUCGUGUGAAGGGCGACGAGGAGGAUGACGACGAUGACGACGAGGAAGAGUUCGGUCUUGUGCGUAAGGACAAGAAGAAGGCAGUCACAACGAAGCACCAGAGGCUUAGUCAGGAAGAAGACGACGACGAUGAUCACCAUGAUCAGAGCAGCAGCGACGAGGAAGACGAGGUCUUCGAUAGGAAAUCUGUGCAGGAAGAGUCGAAGGUGGACAACCGAACGCUGGAUCGGCUCUAAAUACUGAAUGGAACUUGUAUUUCCCCACUGCCUGGUAAAUAAAGAUACACCAAACCGUCAAUGCUUCAGUUUUUAUUUUGAC